CCCUCCCUCACAGGCCUGCAGCCCCACGGAUCAUCUUCCAGCCACUGGCCCCACUGCGCCCACUCCAGCCUAGGUGGCCCCUUCUCCAGCUUCGGGUCACCCUGGAGUGCCUCUCCACAGAGGAUCUGUCCUUGGCCAGGCUGAAAAGUGACCCUGGGGUCCUGUACAUCACCACCUUGGAUGUCUGUCAGCAUUUAUCAACAAUCCCUCCUUACCUUGUUUGCAUUCCUCAAGUAGUUUACUUGCUAACUAGCUGUCUUGCCAGUUAACCUCAUGAGGACUAGGGGUGGCCUGCCUGGUCCCACUGUGUUCCCAGCUUCCAGAGCAGCACUGCACAUAGUAGGCACUCAAUAAAUCAGUGAAAGAUGAGUGAAUGGGUUGGAGGAAGCCCCUCCCAAUUCAUGUCCAGUCUGAAGAUAAGAAAAACCUUCCUCCUCCAAAAACCCUGUGGUGCCUAAGGCUAUAGAAACCAAAGGCAAGGAAGUUUCUUUCAUCUGCCGUUCAUCCUGCAAAAAACCCUCCACUCCAGUGCCCAGGGAAGAAAGGGCACUAGAGUUUACUGAGCGGGAGCUGGGCAGGUGAGAAGGAGAAGGGAGAGGGAAAUUCAGGAGGAAAGAGUCCAGCGAGGAUCACUCCAAGGCUGGCCCACCACGCCCUGACUGCAGUUGUGAUUGCCAGGGCCCCUGCGGCUCUGCUGGGUCCGGGUGCGAGCAGGCACGGAGGUGCUGGCGUCAGCUCAAUUCACAGGCCCCGGACUCCUGUCUAAACAGGACAGGCCCGGGCAACCACAGCGCAGGGGUGUCUGCCAAUGAUGGGAGAGGACUCUGCUGCUUCUUAAGCUCCAGCGACUCAAGCCAGGGCGAGACAGCCUGCCGGCCACCCAGAUCUCCACUUGCCGCCUAGAGCUGGGACGGCAGCAGGGCUGCGGCAGAGGGAGGGAGACCACGCGGUGGCCGCCCCUGCCACCCACGCCCCCACUCCAGGCAUGGCCGACCAGCUGACUGAGGAGCAGAUCACAGAAUUCAAGGAGGCCUUCUCCCUGUUCGACAAGGAUGGGGACGGCUGCAUCACCACCCGCGAGCUGGGCACGGUCAUGCGGUCCCUGGGCCAGAACCCCACGGAGGCUGAGCUGCAGGACAUGAUGAGAGAGAUUGACCAGGACGGCAGCGGCACCGUGGACUUCCCCGAGUUCCUGCGCAUGAUGGCCAGGAAGAUGAGGGACACGGACAGCGAGGAGGAAAUCCGCGAGGCCUUCCGCAUGUUCGACAAGGAUGGCAACGGCCUCGUCAGCGCCUCCGAGCUGCGGCACAUCAUGACCCGGCUGGGGGAGAAGCUGAGUGACGAGGAGGUGGACGAGAUGAUCCGGGCCGCAGACACGGACGGAGACGGGCAGGUGAACUACGAGGAGUUUGUCCACAUGCUGGUGUCCAAGUGAGGCCGGCACCACUGGGCCAGCGGGGCAUGAACCCCAGGCCUCCAGCCUCCUCCUCCAUCCCCACCUCCCCCGGGCACCGCAGCUUCUUCCGGGGCGGUUGAUUCAGCCCACCUCUCUGCCUCCCUCUUCCUGAGGCUCUGCUCUGCUCUUCCUCCGACCUCCCCGCCUGCCCAUCUGAGUGACAUGGAACGCUCCCACUCCAAGCAGACCGUGAAACCCCCCACUCGGGAGAAGCAGAGCUGACCUUAGGAACAAGCACCAGGGCAGGUUGUGCUGGCUCUGUGGCCACCAGGAUGGACCCCCUAGAGCACCCAGGCAAGAUCCCCAAGAGGCACCCAAUGCCCAGGCCAGGGCAAGCUGCAGCCCUCAGCCCACACCUGGAUUUCCUGAGGCUCCUGGACUGCAGGCUCCCUCUGCUGUGGGAUUCUGGAGGGUGGGGGGCAUCUUAGCCUGCAGUGAGUGGGGCUGAUGGGAACUCUGGCCACAGAGGUCAGGCCUCCUGAAAACAGCACUGCCUUCCAUGCUGCUCCAGCUUGCCCCGUUCUGUCUCUGACAACCCACCGUGAUUCACUGCUGAGGCUGGGAGUGAAACCGGGUCGGCUAUAACCUGUUCCUAUUCAUCUGGAAGGAGGGAGGCUUGGGUGGGGGGAGGGCAACUGCAGGGAAAUAUAUGAGACAGUCGUUAUUUCA
Molecule: messenger RNA, 2125 nt
Organism: Cebus imitator (Panamanian white-faced capuchin)
Lineage: Eukaryota; Metazoa; Chordata; Mammalia; Primates; Cebidae
Gene: CALML3
Product: calmodulin like 3
Exons: 1
Coding region: 986-1435 (149 amino acids)
Molecular function (GO): calcium ion binding; enzyme regulator activity
Source: RefSeq, a predicted model, not a curated record